GAGAUGCCAGCGACCUGAGCGACCGCUGGCGCUCGUGACGCUUUUGGUGUGAAUGCACUUGCGUUUCAAAAGAUCGACUCUGUUUCGAGCAAACUGGCUCGAGCAACACCACUAGUUAUUUGCCAACCGCCAAUAAACAGUAGAAGAAGACGAGAAGACGCAAGUUUACAUGACAACGGAGACGGUGCCGUUUCCACUCUUCAUCUGGGACGAACCACCACCAUUCACAUCAUGAAGUCAAUACUUGUGAGUUUGCUGUCUCUGGCUGUCUGGAGCGUUACAGGAGAGUCUGAUGUGACCGGCAAACAUGAAACAGUUGAAGCCAAAGUGAGGGAUGACAUUGUUCUGCCAUGCUACAAAGAGCCCACAUACGACCUGAAAGCUGUAAGAGUUGAGUGGACUCACAAGGAAAAAGAAGUGCACCUCUAUCGAAAAGGGAAGGAUGAUCUAGAGCAUCAGGACAGGAAUUUCACAGGUAGAACAUCUCUCUUCCAUGAACAAAUGGCCGCCGGAAAUAUUUCACUGAGACUGAGCCAAGUAGAUGAUCGGGAUGUGGGAAAUUACAUCUGCCUUGUUAAGGUCAAAGACUCACCCGAAGUCAGACAAUGCGAUAUUCUUCUCAGUAUCGUGCCAGUGCCAGAGCCAGAGCCAGAGCCAGAGCGAGAGCGAGAGCGAGAGCCAGAGCCAGAGCCAGAGGCAGGAAAGGGUCACAUAAACUAUGCUUACUUUCUUAUUGCCAUUCCUGUCAUUGGAAUCACUGUUGCUGUCUAUUUGAUACAGAGGAGAUGUAAAACUACCAGAGGCCUGUAAAUCCAUACAGGAGAGGACGAACCGGCCAAACAACCAAGGAAAAGAACAAGGACAAUCCCAACACAAUCUGACAAUCUGAGUCUGACAACAUGGGCUAUAUGAUACAGUGUUACUAGUACUUACUAGUACGUAGUAGUAUAGCUUUUGGUUCUUGGACCCAGCUACCAAUCUCAAAACCUACUGGCCAGCACUUUGAAAGUAAUAAGUUUCUGGGGGAAACGACUAAUACUGGAAGUGGAUAUCCAGGCCAAAACUCCAUAUUUGUGUUCAUUUCUCAUCUUUAAAAAGACAAACAAUUAUAUACUGUGGACCUCAAUACAUCUCAGACUUGGCCUAUAAAUAGAAACUUGAACACUUCCAAUACCAAUAUUUUCUAUCAUGUGCCUCCAGUAGAACAAAACACUAGCUAUAAGUCAUUUGGAUCUAGAUUUCUUCAUAUGGCAAUAAUUGUAUAUUGUAGAAAAUUAUGUGGUAGGUAGUCAUCUGGAUUUUCUGGAUUGAUGACAAAUUCUAGCUUGGAAAUCCAGACUCAAAUGUAGAAAGAAAGAAAGAAGUGCAAAUUAUAAUUUUCUAGGGGCGGGGCAUCUGUAUUUCCAGGUUAGACAAAUUCACCUUCAAGCUGCAUAUUGAUGCACUGACAAAAAAAUUACAAAUUAAGCUUUGUAUAGAAACAAGUCUCGUUUCCCUCCAUCAUGUAGAAAGAAGAUUGUGGAAGCAAUAUUUGUUUCAGUGCUAGACUAUGGUGACGUAAUUUAUCGCCAUGCAGCAGCCUCCACCAUUCAGCCCUUAGAUUUAUAACCGUAGACAGCCAUAGCACUCAUCAUUGUCUUCUUUAUCAGAGAAUGGGUUGGCCUUCUCUGUCUAUUACAAGGGACCAGCAUUUGUUUUUAUUUAUUGUGCACCACACCUGGAACAAAUUGCAGUGCACUUUGAAACUUGAUAGUCUUGUUAUAACAGGUCAUUCCAGAUUAGAGUUUAGAUUCUCUGCCCGAGCCCAAACCUGAUCUGGAUCCAUGACAGCAAAAAGACGGGGACCUCGACACUCUAAAUGUAUAUUAUUGCACUGUAUCGUGCUUUUGAAAUUGUUUAUUUUAUGCUGUUAUUUAUGUACCCCAAUCUCUCUUCGAAAAUGAAAGGGUAAAUAAAGGGUUUACCAGCUCAGUGUCCUAGUGGUAGAGUGUCUGCCCUGAGACUGGGAGGUCGUGGGUUAGAUCCCCGGCCGGAUCAUACCAAAGACUAAAAGAAUGGGACCCAUUGCCUCCCUGCUUGGCACUCAGCAUCUAGGGUUGGAAUUUGGGGGGUUAGAUCACCACAUGAUUCCCGAGCGCGGCACCGCUGCUGCUCACAGCUCCCUCAGGGGAUGGGUCAAAUGCAGAGAACAAAUUUCACACAUUCAGGUGUGUGACAAUCAGUGGGACUUUAACUUUUAAUGAUAACCAGCGGUGGAGGCAAUAGCAUCACCAAAGGGCCCACCCUCCAGUUCCCCUCCUUGUUAACACCAUGUUGUUAGUGCUGUUCACACUGUUAGCACUUUUAGCUGCUAGCUGCCAGCGUGGCCACACUGAUACUGAGAGCCGCGUGCAGGCAUCUUAAUCGGAAUCUGAAUGUCGUACACAGCUCCUUUUAAAAUAUUGUUUUUAACGGAGUUCUGGUGUUAAAAUGUCAGCAAUGACAAGCACAAUUUUUCUUAUGCUUAUCUAAAAAAGGUACCUGAAUGCGAAAUUUUUCCUUCACUGGAUACAAGGGAUAGCAGGCGUUCUCCUGUUUGCUCUCAUGAUGGUGCUGUUGUCUGUCUUGUGUGAAUCCACAAAGGUACAUAUUAGCUCACUGUCACAGUGAUGUGAUGGGUGUCAGGUUUCAUAGGAACAUAAUUAAUUAUUAAUAUGUAAAUUUUGAUAACAACGGUUCUAUUAAUGUGUGUUCUAUGUAUGGGGAACAAUAUGAUGUAAAGUGUAACAGUGCAAAAAUUGUUAUUAUGAUCUGCAGAACUAAGGAAGAUAAAUAUAUGGCGUUUCCUGACUUUAAACCGGCAGGUAAUGUUCUGAAUAUCUGCAGUGUAGUUAAAUACCUUGGACACGAGCUGACAGAUGACGAGGACAUUUAUCGUCAGUGUCGUAUGUUGUAUGUGCAAGCAUUGUAUUGUCACGUAAAUUCAGUUGUUGCACUGAUGGAGUAAAGCUGACUCUGUUUAAAGCAUAUUGCUUUCCUUUGUACACUGCAAGUGGCAUAUAAUGACGCUCUGAGAUUAGUGCUAAAAAGGCCCAGAUGGACCAGCGCUACUGACAUGUUUGUGACUGCUCGAGUAAACACUCUGGAAUCUGACAAACAUUGUGUACAGUGCCACACGCUGCUUGUCUCAUAUUUGGGAGCACUGGUAUAAGUGCCUUUUAAAAAUAGGUCACUAGACUAUUUUUUUUAUUGUUUGUUUAUCUAUCUAUCUAUCUAUCUAUCUAUCUAUCUAUCUAUCUGUCUGUCUAUCUAGUUGUAAUGACCCCAAGCAUGUGACCAUGAGUAUUUACUGCACUGGAGCCGUAUGUGGACGUGGAAGGUCCAUGACCAAAACAUCAAAAUGUAACAAGGUUGGAGUGAGAAUGUGUUGACUAUGCUGGCUGAUUUGAAUUUAGACUGUGCUUAUCUAUGAGAGAUUACAGCAGGUUAUAUAUGUAAGAUACAUAGUUUCAACAGAUAAAUAUAUUGAAAGGUUAUGACCUCUGUGAAAUAACUUAAGUGCCAACUUUUCAUCCAGUAUUUCCAGCGAGACUUAAAAAUGAUGUGCCUGUUAUACUCUUGAGUGCUGGAAUCUUUGACAUGAGAGCAGUGAUUUUGUAAAUUUUUUUAUUAAAACGCACUUGCAGGGACAUUGUUCAUAAGUGUGGCUUGUGAUGCAUUGUUACCAUCAUUUUAUAAAUCUUUGUCAUUGUCUGAGGUCCUGCCCUUGAUGGGAUUGAACCUGUGCAGUAGAACCAUCUCAGUAACACUUUUUAACCUCUUAAUCCCCUAUGACAUGUUAUACUCACUGAACAGAACGUCUUUAAAUGUCUUUAAAGAUUAAUUAUUUUAAGCUGGCAUUCCAACAAAGUUGCUGUAUGUGUGUGUGUAAUAUAAAGUAUUAAUGCAAGUGUUGAUGCACUUACUACAUUAUUUUAGUAUUUUACCACUAAAUGGGUUUUUAUUUUUAUUUCUUCUUGCACUCCUCUGUUUUCAGCACUAUACAGUCUGUACAAUGUGUUAUGACACCAGAACUUGAACUUGUAAUAAAAAGAUUAUGUUUUUAAUAAA
Epinephelus lanceolatus (giant grouper) is the source of this 4089-nucleotide messenger RNA. Its product is annotated as V-set domain containing T-cell activation inhibitor 1-like. Gene Ontology annotation, biological process: regulation of cytokine production; T cell receptor signaling pathway. The record is from RefSeq and is a predicted model, not a curated record. Gene Ontology annotation, cellular component: external side of plasma membrane. Lineage: Eukaryota; Metazoa; Chordata; Actinopteri; Perciformes; Serranidae. Gene Ontology annotation, molecular function: signaling receptor binding.